GCUCGCUCGCUCGCCCUGAAGGCAGCAACAUGGCGGAGGCUUCUUUCGGGAGUUCCAGCCCAGGGUCUCUGUCCUCGGAGGACCAUGACUUCGACCCCUCCACGGAGACGCUGGCGCAGAGCUGCGACGACGACAGGGCGCUGGAGGAGGAGGAGGUGACAGCCGCGGGCAAGGGCUUCCGCGCGGGGAUCGAGGACCUGGAGAAGGAGGGGAGCAUGCCGCUGGAGGACCUGCUGGCCUUCUACGGCUGCGAGCCCGCGCUGCCCGCCGUCGCCGACGCCAGCGUGGACAGCUCGCCGAGCGGCCUGGCCGACGAGCUUCCCGACAUGACCCUGGACAAGGAGGAGAUCGCAAAGGACCUGCUGUCGGGGGACGACGAGGAGACGCAGUCCUCGGCGGACGACCUGACCCCGUCCGUGACGCCCCACGAGGCCUCCGACUUCUUCCCGCGGCCGCUGCGAUCAAACACCACCUGUGAUGGGGACAAGGAGUCCGAGGCAGAGGACGCGGAGACGGACGGCGGCAACUCGCCCGAAGACCUGAGGAAGGAAAUAAUGAUCGGCUUGCAGUACCAGGCGGAGAUCCCCCCUUACCUCGGCGAGUACGGCGGCGGCGGUGAGGAGAGAGGGUGCGACCAGGAAGACCAGCUGCUGUGGCGCCCUGGCGUGGUCCUGGAGAGCAGAGUGAGGGAGUACCUGGUGGAGGCCUCACUGAGGACAGGGGGCCAGAAGGCGGCGGACCGGGGCGUGGCGGGCGCACUCACCAGGGACAAUGAGCAGGCGUUGUACGAACUUCUCAAGUGUAACCAUGAUGUCAAGGAAGCCAUCGAGAGGUACUGCGGCCACGGGCGGGCGUCGCCAGGGGGGAUGACUGCGUGGACUGAAGAGGAAUGUCGCAGCUUUGAGCACGCACUCGUGCUUUUUGGAAAAGAUUUUUAUCUUAUACAGAAGAAUAAGGUGAAAACCAGAACCGUUGCCGAAUGCGUGGCGUUCUACUACAUGUGGAAGAAAUCCGAGCGCUAUGACUACUUUGCUCAGCAGACGAGAUUUGGAAAGAAACGGUACAACCACCACCCUGGAGUCACGGACUACAUGGACCGGUUGGUGGAUGAAACGGAAGCCCUGGGCGGGACGGUCAGUUCCCCUGCUCUGCCCCCCAACCGCCCCGAGCCUGUUCCCGACCCGCCGUUGAACCUCCUCAGCUCCUUUGCCGCCGGGGACCUGACAGCCCUGGCUGGCGGCGUGGCGCCCGGUGGCAGCCCCGCAGACGGCAACUGCCUGGACGACGGCUUCCCUGCCCUGGGCAGCGCGCCGCGCGCGCAGGCGAGCCACGUGCCCGUGGGCGCUGAGGAGCUGCUGGCCCUGCCCAGCAGCGGGGAGGGCGACUGUUUUAACUUAUUUGAGACUGGAUUUUACCCCUCGGAGCUCAACCCCAUGAACCUUUGCGGCGAGGAGUCCGAAAGGCCCGCGAAGAGAUUGAAAAUGGGCAUCGCUGUUCCCGAACCCUUUAUGAACGAAGUUUCUGUCAGUAACUUGGGUGUGGACUUUGAAAACCACACGCACCACAUCGCCAGCGCCAAGAUGGCCGUGUCUGUGGCUGACUUUGGCAGCCUGUCCGCCGGCGAGACCAAUGGCUUCAUCAGCGCCCGCGCCCUGCACCCGCACGCCGCCCUGCACUCGGAGUGAGCGGCCGGGCCGGGCCGGGCCCGCCGCGCCAGCGGACGCAAGGGCGGGUCAGCUUUGCUUAGUCUUUCACUGGAAGCGCGAACGCCUUCACUACGACAUCAGUGAUGUCGGCAUGUACAAGAGCUAUGUCUUGAUUUAUCAAGAGUAUUCACGUUUCUGUCCGUAAAUGUGGAAAGGAACGGUGAUCCGCAGAGUUGGGGACGAAGACUGAACUUGGGUGCGGCUUCACGCUCCACUUCUCUCCUCCUCGUCACCUGGCACCCCGUCCCCAUCCCUUGGCUCUCUGUCCCCUUCUCCUCCCCGAGCGAAAAUCUGCAGAUGGGCCACCGGCCUGAGACCAGCACAGGUGUCUGAACUGGACGGAGUGGCUUCCCUUUGUGUGAACUCCCUUUGCCCUAACGGAUGCAGUGGAAUCACAAUGUUUACAGGGACCGGUCCUGAGCCCUGCUAAAUGUAGCAUUUUUUGGUUUUCUUAAUUAAAUAAAAGCAGGGGUAGGUUUCUUUAAACUGCACAAACAUGCAAGGAUUUUUUUAAAUGGAAACUUCUCUCAUGUUAUUCAACUAGAGCACUUGGGUUUACAGAGCAGCGAGGGCCGCGUGCGGUGAGGACGACGCGCAGACCCCGCCUCGGCACCCCCGUCUGGGCUGCCUUCCACAGAGCCGCACACUUGCUGUCGGGAGGCUCGGCGUGACUUCAUCUAUGGGCUGCAGACCCCUGUCGAGAUGGUAGUUGUAAAAAUUGCACCGGCCGUUGAUGGGUCAGCUCCUGCCGGCUGCCGGGCACAGCCGCAGCCUGGGGUGGGCAUUGCCGCGCGUGGGGUUUACAUUUUGAGGUGCUGGUAGCGCUGCAGUUCAAAGUGUUACUGUUUAGGUGGGGCUUCUAGAUUUUACACGUGAUGCAGGAGCGCCUUGAAGUCCAUUUAAACGCUUGUGUUUAGCUGGAACAGUUGGCAAGAAAAAUGUGAGUUACUAUCUGAAGUAGAUGUGUCUCAAACUCUGUGAGUGAGAAGCCAGUCAGAACCCUUGGCGUGUUCACCCUGUAGACAAGCACCGUGGAGUGACAAGGUGGCAUCAAACCAUAGGUAAUACAGUGUUAGGACUCAAUAAGCUUUGCUUUUAUAUUUCAGUUAAAACAGGAUUUUCUUUUUUUAAAAUUUGCACCACUUUAAAAUUUUCAGUUUCUGCUAGUUGUUUUGCAGAAAGCUUAAGCGCCUGGCUGCAUGGCUGGCCUGUGCCAGUGGCUGUCCCUUCAGCUGUGCCAGUGAGCAGGGCAACGGGAGGGGGCAGAGGGAGGGUAUUUAUUACACAGACUGUGAACUGCAGCGCCGUCCCCCGCCGGGACGGUGUGUGUGCUUGUUGUUCUUUGCAGCAUUGUGAUGAAGAUUGCUUUCGAGUGUUUACACAGUAUAGCACAUGUACCACAAAAUGUAGUUGAGCGCAGUGGACAGAAGUGGGUGAAUUAGUAACCUCAAGUGGGUCUGACUUGUACCCCUGGAGUCAAGCGUUCCCGUGGGUGCCCAGGUGGGGCGCCGCCCUCAGAGGGUUCCGUCCAUGUGCUCAGCCUCUCAGUGCAGUGACGUGUCCUCCAUGCCGGGCCUGGCUUCUUUUGAUAAAAAUCAGUACGUCUAUAAUUCAGUGAGAUUCUAGCCGUAACCUUCCAUCGUUGCCCCUCUAACAUCCACGCUGGGUCCGCAGCGGCUGCGCUGUGUGAGUGACUCCACGGGGCACCUGCGUGCUGUUCCAGGGAGCUGCGGCGCCUUCCUCGCUGUCCCUGUGCAUCGCAGGGGUCUCGGUACAAGGUGGGACCGCUUCUCAUCUAAAGGUUUGAUUGUCAGCAAGCUGAAUGGACACUUUAGGUAUUUGAAUAAACAUUUUUGACCAAAUCCAGAAAAUGAUAUGAGAGAAAAAUAAAUUCCAGCUACUUUCAUAGGUGUUUAAAUGCCAAUCUGGCUCAGCCUCUUAGAGAGUGCUGGCUGGCUGGUGACGUUUACUUUUAAUUCCUUGUUAAAAUGAGGCAAUAAUUUGCAAGAUUUUUGUAUAUAUGUGUAAAUUCUUCAUAUCUUUUUAGAUCUAAUUCACUAUUUUCUGACUGCUUUCGCCAUGUAUAAUACCAUUUUUGUGCAUGCUCGAUGUGACAUACAUAAACUACCACUAUGACUUUAUCCAUGUAAAAUAGCUAUUUAUUGAAUUUUCUUUUACAAGUUGGAUUUACUGUCUUUCCACCUUUCCAUUUAAGCAUCUUAGCACGGAAUUUGUUACUGUUUAUUAGAAGAAUUGCGUUUCAGAGCGUGAGAAUAACUGGUUUGCAGUCGUGUGAAGAAGUAAUAAUGCCUUUAUCAUCAAGUGUUAAGCACAAUUCUUAUAACAAACUGUGAUAAAUUCUUUUUUUGUUGUUUUUUGUUGGGUUUUUUUUUCCUGCAUUAUUUUCACAUGAACAAACCAAAAAUCCACGGUGAGCAGCUGCGGGGCCA
Molecule: messenger RNA, 4156 nt
Organism: Pteronotus mesoamericanus
Lineage: Eukaryota; Metazoa; Chordata; Mammalia; Chiroptera; Mormoopidae
Gene: MIER3
Product: MIER family member 3
Exons: 13
Coding region: 30-1685 (551 amino acids)
Biological process (GO): negative regulation of transcription by RNA polymerase II
Cellular component (GO): nucleoplasm
Molecular function (GO): transcription corepressor activity; histone deacetylase binding
Source: RefSeq, a predicted model, not a curated record